Molecule: messenger RNA, 1763 nt
Organism: Stegodyphus dumicola
Lineage: Eukaryota; Metazoa; Arthropoda; Arachnida; Araneae; Eresidae
Product: endothelial zinc finger protein induced by tumor necrosis factor alpha-like
Source: RefSeq, a predicted model, not a curated record
GAGUGCAAAACAGGACAUAUGUGUACUUUCUUUGUUAGAACGGUGAAGUUACACUUCAAACUAAAUACUGACUGAAAACAGAAUUUAUACUUAUGCAUAUACAGAUUCACAUAAAACAGGAAUAUUUUGCUCGUGAUAUAUGCAAGAAAUUAUUUAAGAAUGUAUAUAUAAUUUCAUUCAGAGAAUGAUCCUCGUGUAUGUGCUACAAUGUAUAAUAGUUAACAGAAAAUGAAACUUAUUUAAUGAACCACGUGCAUACUCACAGAAAAGAAAAAGCAACUCGUGCAGUUUUAUUACUUGUAUCAAGUGGCUCAUUUGAAGUCUUCUUUAAUAGCGCUUAAGAUGCAGAUGGAGAAACCUCAUAAAGUGAUAUGUUAUGUAAUAAAACAUUUCUUGAGUAACAGCAAAUUCAAUACAUGUGAGUGAUAUACGCUAGAACACAUUUAUACAAAACUAGUAUAAUACACAUGACCACUAAGCAGAGAUUUAGUCAAAAGUGUGACUUAAUUUGCAUGUUAGCUCCCGCAUUGUAGAAACAUCUUGUCCAUGCAAGCAUAAAAGUUAGAUAUAUAAAAAAUGCAUAAAGUAGUGCAUAUGUACAUUCACAUUACAGAAAGGCCUCAUUUAUAGUUAUUUGCAUCAAAAUAGUCAUUUGCAUGAAAGUACCGUUUAACUAUGCAGAACUGUAUCCAAACAAGGGAAAAAGCUUAUAUCUGCAUUAUAUGUAACCAGGCAUUUAAACAAAAUAAGGAAUUAAUCAUGCAUAAGAGUAUUCACACAGGAGAGAAACUUUAUGCAUGUGAUAUCUGUAAUAUGUUAUUUAAACAAACCAGUAAAUUGCAGGUGCAUUUGCGUGUCCACUCGGCAAAUAAAUCUCAUGUAUGUGAUAUCUGUAACAAGUCAUUCACAGUAAAAUACAAUUUAAUAGUGCAUAAGCGUAGCCACACGGGAGAGAAACCUUAUGUAUGUGAUAUGUGUAAUAAAUCAUUUUCACAGAAGCAUAAUUUAGUAACGCAUAAGCGUAGCCAUACAGGAGAAAAACCUUUUAUAUGUGAUAUAUGUAAUGUAUCAUUUGCAAGGAAACAACUUUUAUUGAACCAUCUGUAUAAUCAUGCUGAAGUCAAACCUCAUAUAUGUGAUAUAUGUAAUGCGUCAUUUGCGCAAAAACAUCUUCUAGCGAUACAUAUGUGCAAUCAUACUGGGGAGAAGCCUUAUGUAUGUAAUUUGUGUAGCAAGUCAUUCACGCGAAAGCAACAUCUAAUGGUACAUAUGGAUAUCCAUGCAAGGGAAAAACCUCACAUAUGUAAUAUGUGUAAUAAAUCCUUUACACAAAAUCGAUAUUUACUAAAGCAUACGCUUACGCACACAGGGGAGAAGCUUCAUGUAUGUGGUAUAUGUACAAAGGCAUUCAGACAAAAGCACCAUUUAGCAGAGCACAUGCGAGUCCAUACUGGAGAGAAACCUCACACAUGUCAUAUAUGUACCAAGUCGUUUGUACAGUUGAGUGGCUUGCAUGUGCAUUUGCUCACUCACACAGGUGAGAAGCCACACGUAUGUGAUUCCUGCAAUAAGUCAUUUACACGAAAACAUGAUUUAAUACGUCAUGUUCAAAUUUGCAAAUGGAAAGCUGAUUUUUCAAAUAUCGAGGAAGUAUAAAAACUCUCAGAAGUCAGUAUUCAUAAAGGUUGCCUUUAUCAUAAACUUAAUGUUUCUGAAAGAGUUCUUGAUUCAUGUAUCAAUAAAAGAUUUGCUUAGGUUUAGUA